GAUGUUUGUUUCCUUCGCGUAAUGUGUGAUGUUGCAUUACAUCGUAGAGUAAUAUUACCGGAGUAAUAUCACUCGCAUUACUUACACAUGUCUACAACCUAACCCAUUCAUCAGCCCGCUGUAUUUCUCCCCAAAUCUUCUCAGGAAAGCUAUGCAGACCACCAGUAAUAUUUCCUUCGUUAAACGAAUAUCAUUUCAAUCCUUUAUCGUUCUCUGUUCCAAAUUAGUAAAAUGUAUAAGUUUACGUUCACUGGCGUGUGGGAAGUGUGCAUGGGUAAAUCUCACCAACCUACCUUUCUAAUGUGAUCCUGCCUAUUUACUUGCCUAAUCAUUUGUUAUUAACUUAUAAUUUCCGCGAUUUAAAUUUCAUUUUGAAAUAGUGUGAUGUUUUAUUUCCCUCGUUUACUUAAUAUUAUUUUAGAUUAAACAUAUAAUAAUGGUGGCAUAUUAAUUCUAAGUUUAAGUGAAAGUGUACAAAUGUGGGAUAAUUAAACAAAGCUACUGUACGUGGCUUCCCGUGUACGUGUCUAGAAGCUCUCGAAAUCUUCGAGAAAGCUACCUGAAGUCUCUCAGUAAAUUCCAGAAGUUUUGGAACAAUCGUAUGUUAAGGAGGUGAUUAACAUACAGACAAAAAGAAAAAUCUAAGCCGUCAUUUCAAACAAAGCAUUUUAUAAUAAAACGGGAAAGAAGCUUAGAUAGGUUGUACGACCAUGCGAGCGUUGGCUGUGAAACAGUUAAGAAAAAAGUGUCAAACCAGACAGUAGACAGAAUUGUUUAAACUUCAACAAACUCGUGGUUCAUUCGUUUUGUUUACAAAAUUAACAUGCUAAUAUCUAAAAAGUAUCUGUAAAUCAAUUGUGAUAAAGGAACUUAAACUUGCUAACAAUGAGUCAAAUCUUGGAGAAACUAAAAAACGUAGAUCCAAACGAUGUUGACGCGGUCAAAGAAGCUUUGUCCACGUUCUUCCAGAAUAUUUCUAACUGGACUUUGGUGGAUAAUACGAGAUGGUUGAAUGCUUUAGAGAACGUAUUGCGCCGGUUUCCAAAAUUCUGUUCUACACAUCGUACAACAACAGAAGAUUAUUUAGUGAAAUUUUUAGACUCUCACAAUCACAGUAGCGUAAUAAAUUCAGCUAAAUGUGCACAUAUUCUACAACAGGUGCGACCUUCACAAGACAAAGGAGCUACAAGCAAAGCAUGCUGGCGUGAACAGAUGAAUAUACUAUGUAAAGCAGCCAAUGAUCUUGUUGAAGUCAUAUUUAGUAAUUCCCUGAAUAUUUAUAAAAACAAUGAUAAAUUAGAGAGUAGACCAAAAAUCUUAGCAGGCACUCCAUUGGCCGAAGCAUUGAGUUACAUAACGAAAACAACCAAUCUUGGCACCAAUGAACAUAGAAUGGCAAUACUAACCAACAGACUUAGAAAUGUGUUUGUGUUCAUACAGGCCAUGCUUGUUGAAAUUUAUCCUGUGGCUAAGCCUAUUCAGCCUCAGAUUAUCCUACAACUGAUCCUACAAUCGCUUAGUGUGUCAAGUGAUAUGAACAGUGCUGUGGAUGUUGCUUCUAUAAAAAUUGAAGCUUUGAGAACACUAGACGCUCUUGUUGCGUGCUUGGGGCCUAAUCUUAUUCCAUUUUCGGCGCUUGUGUUCCGUUUUCCAAUGCAAAGCCUAAGAUGGAGUUUUGACAAUCAAAGUGACGAGUCUGGUAAAGUUCGAUGUGCAGCUUACAGUAGUCUUACAAGAUGGUUGAACGUCUUACACGUACACAAACUGUCACACGAAACAAGGGGUAAAACGUGGGAAGACGAACUCACUGGUUACAUAGUUGAAGAUUUAACACCGCCAAUGAAAACUGUGCAGUUAACUAUGAAUGCUCAACCAACGAAGAAUUUGAGUAAGAAAGCAAGAAAGAAAUUGGCAAAGACAAUGCUGCAGGAAAGUACGAUGGCCAGUCACAUGCCAGGCGAGAAAAAUAAAAUUGUGAUAUCUGAAGAAGUAAGCGAUGAAGUAGCAAUAGCGGCAUUGGAAUGUGGGGAAACUUUCCUCGCUGUUUGUGGUAUAUUCCUGAAACCUAGCACACACAGAAUAUUCCAAGAAUGUUUAGUCAAAGAAUGUUACAACAUUAACAACUACAGUACAGAACGUGGUUUACAUUUAUUACGAACAUUAGAAGUUGGACGUAAAUCUAUUCCGUCGUCGGUACCGCCUCCUACACAAUACUGUUUGCAACUCUACAGUAACUUACUACACACAACAAAUUCUAGGAUCGCCAAGUUUUGUUCUCAAGCACUACUGGACAUAAGAUUGCAUUUGCACUGUUCCCCACCCUCACUUAAUUUUGCUCUAGAGAGACGUCUUGAAGACAACAGAGCUAAUAGAAAAGAUAAAAGAAAAAGAUUGUCAGAAAAAAAUAGAGCCGUUUUAGAAACUCUUUUAGGGCAUGACAGAAUACCAUCAAAUGAAAUCGAAGAAGUUAUUAAUAUAACUGAUGAACCAGUAACCAAAAAGCAUCGAAUGGAUGAUGGUGCCACUGACCAAAUAAGUCUCAGCAGCUGUUCUGAUAGAUCUAUAGAAAUCAGUGAUGAUUCGGAUGCUGCAGAAAACACAGUCCAAGAAGUACAAGUUGUUAUUGAGGAAGUGAAACAAAUUGAAGAGGAAAAUAUUGUAUCCCUCGAACCAAUCGUCGAAGAACAUUUGGGUUCGGAAGAACAAAUUCAAGAAUCCAAACCAGAAAAAGAAAACGAUGCAAUCAGUACUGAAGUGGAUACUACUGAUGUUGAGAUAACCGAUUUUUGUAAAAAUAAUAAAACUGUUACACAAGCCUCUAAUGAAGUUGAAACUAUAUUUGAAGCCAAAACACAAAUGCCGCUGAACAAAACAACAGGAAAUGUGGAUGAUCAAGAAGAGCCAUUGUCUAUGGAAGUUGGAUAUGAUUAUUCUAACACUGUAAAAGAAACUAUAACUAUCUUAGACAAAACGGAUGAAGAUAAUAUGCAAAGCUCUGCUGACUUAGAUGACAUACAAAUUACUUGUGGACAACAGGUUACUAUCUCACAAGAUGAAAAUGAUAAAGCUGAUCAAGAUAUAAUUAAAGACGUCAAGAGUAGUGAAGAUAUUGAUAAUGAUAUUCCUAUAGAAAAUGGUAUUGAUAAAUCACAUGAAAAGAUUAUCGAAAAUGGUGUUAUUCAUGAUCCAUCCAAUGUUUCUGAAGAUGUAGCUAUAUUAAAUACGAAGGAAAUUACUGUCGAAGAUAUGCUUGCUGAUUUCGUCGAUGAGGUGAAUGAAGACAAUAAAACCGAGUCAUGAAAAUUUCCAACAUAAUAAAAAUAAGCUUUGGUUUAUUUUGCACUUAAUUUAAAAUAUUUUUAUACUUGAUUUUGAUGUAUAUGAUUGUGCUAUACCAAUAAAUGUGGAAAAUAAUAAUACAAA
Messenger RNA from Bombyx mori (domestic silkworm), 3423 nucleotides. Its product is annotated as proline-, glutamic acid- and leucine-rich protein 1. Gene Ontology annotation, biological process: rRNA processing. The record is from RefSeq and is a predicted model, not a curated record. The coding region runs from base 886 to 3300 and encodes 804 amino acids. NCBI's taxonomy places the organism in Eukaryota, Metazoa, Arthropoda, Insecta, Lepidoptera, Bombycidae. Gene Ontology annotation, cellular component: nucleus. The transcript has 13 exons.